CUGUCUGACUGUCCACGACACGACACGCUUAAUUGUCACGCUGCAGGCACGGAGACACCCAGGACCAACCCGCCUGGACAUCAUCCCAACAAGCAGGCCAGCUAUGGGCUCCAUGUUCCGCAGCGAGGAGGUCUGCCUGGUGCAGCUCUUCCUCCAGUCCGGCUCGGCCUACAACUGUGUCAGCGAGCUGGGAGAACUGGGCCUGGUGGAGUUCAGAGAUUUGAAUCCUAAUAUAAACGCCUUUCAGAGGAAAUUUGUCGGGGAGGUCAGAAGAUGUGAGGAGCUGGAGAAAACCUUUACUUUCCUGGAGCAGGAGAUCAAGAGAUCCAUGUCCCCUCCUUUGAACGGACGCCUCCCCCCUCCUUGUCCGACACCUUUGGCCCCCCAGCCCAGAGAGCUCAUCACCAUCGAGGAAGAGAGCGAAAGACUUGCCAGAGAGCUCCGAGAGGUGUCCAGGAACAGAGACAGUCUUCGGGCUCAGCUGACCCAACUUUGCCAGUACAGAGGGGUGCUGACAAAAACCCACUCCCUCACAGCUUCCCAGGCACCCCCACCUAUUCUAGAAAGCCAAGGCCUGUUUGAUAACCGCCAUGACGUCCGUCUAAGUUUUGUAGCGGGCGUGGUCCACCCUUGGAGGGUCCCCUCAUUUGAGCGCUUGCUGUGGCGGGCGUGCCGCGGUUAUAUCAUCGUGGAUUUCAGAGAAAUGGAGGAUCGCCUUGAGCACCCCGACACGGGAGAGAUGGUGCAGUGGACCGUGUUCCUCAUUUCCUUCUGGGGGGAUCAGAUUGGCCAGAAAGUGAAGAAGAUAUGCGACUGCUUCCGCACGCAGACGUUUGCGUAUCCCGAGAGCACGACUGAAAGAGAAGAGAUUCUUCAGGGACUUCAAGGGAGAAUUGAAGAUAUCAAAUCAGUGUUGUCUCAGACCGAGUCCUUCCUGCAGCAGCUGCUGAUGCGGGCGGUGGCCGUGCUGCCCCAGUGGAAGGUGCGAGUCCAGAAGUGCAAGGCGGUCCAGAUGGUCCUCAACCUCUGCAGCCCCUCGGUCACUGACAAGUGUCUGAUCGCUGAGGCGUGGUGUCCCGUCGCCAAGCUGCCCGAGCUGCAGAGCGCCCUGAGAGAGGGAGGGAGAAAAAGCGGCAGUGGCGUGGACUCCUUCUACAACCGCCUGCCGUCAUCCUCCUCUCCGCCUACCCUCUUCCCAAUCAACUCCUUCACGGCCGGUUUCCAGAACAUUGUGGAUGCCUACGGAGUGGCCAGCUACCGGGAAGUCAAUCCAGCGGUGUACACCAUAAUUACAUUCCCCUUUCUGUUUGCGGUCAUGUUUGGGGAUGUGGGUCACGGUGUGCUGAUGACUCUGGCCGCCCUCUGGAUGGUUCUGGAGGAGAAGGACCCCAAACUGAGAAGCAACAAUAAUGAGAUCUGGAAGAUGAUGUUCGGCGGUCGGUAUCUGAUCCUGCUGAUGGGACUGUUCUCCAUCUACACGGGAGCUAUUUACAACGAGUGCUUCAGCCGAGGUCUCAGCACCUUCAGCUCAGCGUGGCACGUCGGCCCGAUGUUUGAAAAUAACAUUUGGAACUCUUCCGUCCUGGCGGGGAGUCAGUACUUGGCCAUGAAUCCUGUGGUGCCUGGCGUCUUCACCAGCCCUUAUCCGUUCGGGAUUGAUCCAAUUUGGGGUUUAGCCAACAACAAACUGACCUUCCUCAACUCGUACAAGAUGAAGAUGUCCGUCAUCAUAGGCGUCAUCCACAUGACUUUUGGAGUCAGCUUGUCCUUCUUCAACUACGUGCACUUUGGGAAGCUGAGCAGCGUGUUCCUGGUGCUGAUCCCAGAGCUGUUUUUCAUGCUGUGUUUGUUCGGGUACCUGGUGUUUAUGGUGGUGUUCAAGUGGAUCGCCUACACUUCAGACCAGUCCCAAGUGGCCCCAAGUAUACUCAUCCAUUUUAUAGACAUGUUCCUCUUCACGGAAAACCCAGACAACCAUCCUCUCUACACGGGACAGGGUAUUGUUCAAAAAGUCCUGGUGGUGUUGGCACUUUGCUCCGUGCCCGUCCUCCUGCUUGGCAAACCCCUCUUGGAGUACAUGACACACAAGGGGAGAAGGCGUCUGCCACAUCAGGAAGAAGAGCGACACCUUCUGGUGGCCGACGAAGGCUCCAUCAACACCCGACAGGGGGAGGUGGAAGGCGGGUGUGCGGAGGAGAAGGAGUUUGAUGGCGCUGACGUGUUCAUGCACCAGGCCAUCCACACCAUCGAAUACUGCCUGGGCUGCAUCUCCAACACGGCCUCCUACCUGCGACUCUGGGCUCUCAGUCUGGCACACGCACAGCUGUCGGAGGUGUUGUGGGUCAUGGUGAUGCGUAUCGCUCUCAGGUGGCAAGGCUACGUGGGCUCCGCAGUUCUCUUUGUGGUCUUUGCCUUCUUUGCAGUGUUGACCGUCGCCAUCCUGCUCGUUAUGGAGGGCCUGUCAGCUUUUCUUCACGCACUACGUCUGCACUGGGUGGAGUUCCAGAACAAGUUCUACAGCGGCACAGGCUACAAGCUGAACCCCUUCUCCUUCUCUUCUCUGAUCAAUGCAUCAGCUGCCAUGUGAUCAUCAGACCGCCCACGCACAAAAUGAUUCAUUUCACGUACGUCAACAAGUGCUUGGGACUGCAGAAACCUGCCUGAGACGAUGUCACAGUUUGUUUGCACAAUGAACACGACUGUUAUUACAAUGACAUUUUAAGAAACUAUUGUCUUACUUUUCAAUUUGUAUUUACUGCAUUCUUUCUUAUUCAUUCCAGACACUUAGGUAUUGAUUUUUUCCCCCACCGUAAUUAACAUUAUGAUAUUCUUACAAAUUGAAAAAGGAAGUUAUUGAAUUGGGGUUUUCUACUUAAUUUAGUUAACGGCCACAUUAUCAUGAUUCUCACCCGCUAAUGAAGCUUUAUCCACCAAACAGUGUUGUGUUACAGAUGCAUAACACAUUUUAACUUGAAAAAUUGUAGCAGUUUUCUCUUGUGCCUUACUCAGAUUGAUUGUUUAUUCAUUUUCAUGACAAUACCUUGGACCACAUUCUUUCUGUUUUUUUUCCUUAUGCAUCGUCAAAGUGAUCAAAUUUGAACUCAAAUUAAAUAUGAUUUUCUUGUA
Nerophis lumbriciformis (worm pipefish) is the source of this 3126-nucleotide messenger RNA. It is a transcript of the gene tcirg1b, whose product is annotated as T cell immune regulator 1, ATPase H+ transporting V0 subunit a3b. Gene Ontology annotation, biological process: vacuolar acidification; proton transmembrane transport. The record is from RefSeq and is a predicted model, not a curated record. NCBI's taxonomy places the organism in Eukaryota, Metazoa, Chordata, Actinopteri, Syngnathiformes, Syngnathidae. Gene Ontology annotation, molecular function: ATPase binding; proton-transporting ATPase activity, rotational mechanism. Gene Ontology annotation, cellular component: vacuolar proton-transporting V-type ATPase, V0 domain; vacuolar proton-transporting V-type ATPase complex; plasma membrane.